Euleptes europaea (tarantolino) is the source of this 944-nucleotide messenger RNA. RefSeq names its product BRCA2 and CDKN1A interacting protein (gene BCCIP). The transcript has 7 exons. NCBI's taxonomy places the organism in Eukaryota, Metazoa, Chordata, Lepidosauria, Squamata, Sphaerodactylidae. Gene Ontology annotation, cellular component: nucleus. Bases 2 to 937 code for a protein of 311 amino acids. The record is from RefSeq and is a predicted model, not a curated record.
CAUGGCCUCUCAGGCGAAGCGGAGGAGAGCGGACGGGCCGCCGGAUGGCCGGGAGGAGGCCGCCGUUGGGGAGGACUCUGAGGUGGGAGAGGAGGACGAUGAUGAUGACGACGACGAAGAGGAGGAGGAGGAAACAGAAGAAGAAGAGCUCGACGAGGAAGUGAAUGUUGAAUUUGAAGCACAUUCAAUAUCAGUUAAUGAUUAUAAUGGAAUUAAAAAAUUACUACAGCAGCUUUUUCUAAAGGCACCUGUUAACACAGCUGAGCUUACUGAUAUAUUGAUACAACAAAAUCACAUUGGGAGUGUUAUCAAGCAGGCUGAAGCUUUAGAAGAAAGUGAUGAUGAAGAUGAUGUUGAUGAGGUCUUUGGCUUUAUAAGCCUCUUAAACUUAACUGAGAGGAAGGGUACCCUGUGUGCUGAACAAAUUAAAGAGCUGAUCUUAAGCCAGUGUGAGAAGAACUGUGAGCAGAGUAUGGUUGAACAGCUGGAUAAGCUGCUAAGUGACACCAUCAAGCCUGUAGGCUUCCUGCUAAGUGAAAGAAUCAUUAAUGUACCUCCCCAGAUCGCUCUGCCCAUGCACCAGCAACUGCAGAAAGAACUGACAGAAGCACAAAGGACAAACAAACCUUGUGGAAAAUGCCACUUCUAUCUUCUUCUAAGCAAGACAUUCACUGAUGCAAAGAGUAAUGCUAGAAAAAAGGGAAGCAGUGCACAGAAGAAAGAGGAACUUAUGUUUUCGAAUGCUGAGGAAGAAUUCUUUUACGAAAAAUCACUUCUGAAGUUCAGUUACUCCAUACAAGAGGAGAGUGACAUGUGUUUGGGAGGCAGAUGGUCUUUUGAAGACACACCCAUGAAACCUAUGAGAACUGUGAUGGUAAUCCCUGCUGACAGGAUGAACAGCAUCAUGGAUAAACUCAAAGAAUAUCUUUCUGUCUGAACCACUA